AUGAGGGAACUUCGACUAGAUACAGUAGUUGAAUAUCUCGCGGAAUAUUGGCAGACAACACGGCUUUUACAGAAGGCAAAGGACGUCCUCUUUAUGUACAUUCUGUACUCAUGGAUAUUUAUUCCGGUGUUCAGAACCGUUUAUGGGUAUGGUCUUUUCAGAUCAAUCCAUUUUGUUUACGUGAGAUGCGCCAAGUUUGUAUUAUCGCUUCUUUUCAAACUACCAGCCAUCAAGAAGAAAGUAGACAAGGAGAUCAAUGACACCAAAAGAAUGCUGGAAAAUGAAUUGAUUGUAAAAGCUGACAAUGUAGAUCAUCAUAAAGUUCCUGAAAUUGGCUUUUCAAAAGAAAAAGUUUUACAAGAAUUGAGUUUCUUGGAUGAUUUAAAAGCCGUUGCCUGGAAAGAGGGUAAAGUAUCAGGUGCCGUCUACCACGGUGGAGAUGAAUUGAUUCAACUACAAACAGACGCAAUCCACAAGUUUGCAGUCUCUAAUCAAUUACAUCCAGAUGCUUUCCCCGGAGUUCGUCAAAUGGAGUCUGAAGUUGUUUCAAUGGUUUUAAACUUAUUCAAUGCUCCUCCUAGCGGUUGUGGUACAACCUCUUCUGGUGGCUCGGAGUCUCUAUUACUAGCAUGUCUAGCUGCUAGAGAGAAGGCGCUUUGUGAGAGAGGAAUUACUAAUCCAGAAAUUGUUGCCCCAAAAACUAUACAUGCCGCAGUUUUCAAAGCGGCUAAAUAUUUCAACAUGAAGUUGAAUUUGGCAGAUUUAGACCCUGAAACAUACACUGUAGAUACCAACCAUAUGAAGAGAUUAAUCAAUAGCAACACUGUAAUAAUCUUAGGCUCUGCGCCUAACUUCCCCUAUGGUACAAUUGAUAAUAUUCCAGAAUUGUCCAAACUCGCUCUAAAAUAUAAUAUUCCACUACACGUCGAUUGCUGUUUGGGUUCUUUUGUCAUUGCUUAUUAUGAAAAGGCAAUGGGCAAAAGGUUGCCCUUUGAAUUUGAUUUUAGGCUUCCAGGGGUAACAUCAAUUUCCUGUGAUACUCACAAGUAUGGAUUUGCUCCAAAGGGAUCGUCCGUUAUAAUGUACCGUUCGCCUGAACUUAGAAAAUAUCAAUACUACAUCUCAUCGGAUUGGGUCGGAGGCUUGUAUGGUUCUCCAACCUUAGCUGGUUCACGUCCUGGUGCUUUGACUGUUGGUGCUUGGGCAACCAUGGUUUAUCUGGGUGAUGAUGGAUACACAAAAAACGUGCGUGAUAUCUUGGAAACAUCACUCAAACUAAGGAAAGCAAUUGAAGAUAUUCCGGAAUUAGACCUCAUUGGUGACCCUAUUUUGUCUGUUGUUGCGUUCAAAAGUGAUAAAAUUAACGUCCAUGCCUUGGGCGAUAAGUUGAGUAAACAAUAUGGUUGGCACUUGUCUAGUUUACAACAACCUGCUGCCUUGCAUUUGGCUGUUACAAAAUUGACUACUCAGGCAAUUGACGAAUUGGUUAUAGAUAUCAAAAAAUGUGUAAAAGAAUGUGUGGAAAUCGUCAAGAAGGAUGGUCCUAAUGCCAUCAAGAGUGAUACUGCUCAACUAUAUGGUGUUGCUGAAAGUAUUGGCACCAGAGGUGUUGUUGAGGAAUUAGUAGGAUGUUUUAUCGACACCCUAUAUCAAACAGAUAAAACAUUCUAA
Messenger RNA from Pichia kudriavzevii, 1671 nucleotides. RefSeq lists its product as uncharacterized. Gene Ontology annotation, molecular function: sphinganine-1-phosphate aldolase activity; pyridoxal phosphate binding. The record is from RefSeq and is a predicted model, not a curated record. Gene Ontology annotation, cellular component: endoplasmic reticulum. Gene Ontology annotation, biological process: carboxylic acid metabolic process; sphingolipid catabolic process. The coding region runs from base 1 to 1671 and encodes 556 amino acids. The transcript has a single exon. NCBI's taxonomy places the organism in Eukaryota, Fungi, Ascomycota, Pichiomycetes, Pichiales, Pichiaceae.